Messenger RNA from Caenorhabditis elegans, 2031 nucleotides. RefSeq names its product Acyltransferase (gene oac-27). Gene Ontology annotation, molecular function: acyltransferase activity, transferring groups other than amino-acyl groups. Lineage: Eukaryota; Metazoa; Nematoda; Chromadorea; Rhabditida; Rhabditidae. The coding region runs from base 1 to 2010 and encodes 669 amino acids. The transcript is spliced from 10 exons. The record is from RefSeq and is marked reviewed.
AUGACAAGCCAACCUGCAAAGCGGCUGGACCUGCAAGGGAUCCGAGGUCUUGCGAUUCUUGCAGUUCUUGGCUUCCAUUUCUACCCAGGAGCUUUUCCGAAUGGUUAUCUCGGCGUUGAUCAAUUCUUUGUCCUAUCCGGAUUCCUGAUGUGCAUGCUGCUCAGACGAUCCGAAAAUGAGCCGGCUUUCAGUCUUAUCAGAACUUUUCACUACAAGCGGUUAAAAAGAAUCCUUCCACUAUACUUCCUGGUCAUUUUGGCUGGCAUGAUCGGGCUCUAUAGCUUCUUCCCGGAUAUUUCCAUUGAUUCCAACCAGAAAUCUGCAACAAGAGCUCUGUUUUUCAUAUCUAAUAGGGCAUCGACAUUGGAGGAUGAUUAUUUUUCUAUGCUCUCCAUGGCAAUGGACAUUUUCACUCAUACAUGGUCCCUGUCAGUUGAAGUUCAGUUUUAUGUACUAGUCCCGUCUAUGUAUCUAAUUGGAACUAAGCUACCAGCAAAACUUCACAAUCCUUAUUAUACAAUUAUUGGCCUUGCGUCCUACCUAUUCUUCCAUUUCUCGCCUGCGCCAGUGGCAUUUAAUAGUGUGCUGGCAAGAAUUUGGCAGUUUAUAAUAGGAAUGCUAAUUUACAAUAUUGGAUGCUCAAAGCUGAAGCGGCACUAUAAAAUUCUUACGGACCAGGAAGAGAAGUGCAAGCUCCAGGAGAGCUAUAAGAGCUAUAUUUUCUUAGCAGCACUGACAAUCAUGGCAUUUUUUCCAAUCCCACUUGAUGCUUCAAUUAUCAGACCACUAGUCACUAUUGGAACAGGCUGCUUAAUGCUAACAUGUGAGGGUAAUCCGAUGUUGUCGAAUAAGAUUCUAACAUAUCUCGGUGAUAUCUCAUAUUCUCUCUACCUGAUCCACUGGCCUAUUUAUGCGUACUGGAAGCUCACUUGCAACGGGGAUAGUUCUUUAUUAAUCUGUGCACUGAUCUCAUCUAUCGUUCUCGCGAUCGUUUUUUUCGAGACUUUCGAGAAGUGGUACCUAAAACUCUCCAAUCCAAACUUGUCCAUACUAGUUGCACUGCUUUUUGCGUCAAGUGGGCUCGCUAUCGAGAAAAUCGAGAUCUCAAAUCAAAUCUACAUGUAUCGCCAUAACAUCAAGACCCUCGACAGUGUCACCAGUAACAUGACGGUAGACGACGCGAUCCGUCUCAACUAUCAAUGGAAUAUCGAUGACGGGGCGAACUUGAUCGUGUCCAGCUGUGCCUAUGAAAGCGGAGCAGGGCCAUUUGGAUGGUGCAAUCAUACGGGUCUGAACCCGUCUGGAAAGUAUAAAAUCGUGAUGUUCGGCAACAGUUGGGUGGCUAAUCAUGCGGCGAUGCUUUAUCAAGAGUGCGGUCAUAAAGCCAAGAUUCUUAUUCAAGGCUCUGCAAAUGCAUGUGACCCGUUGUACUUCACAAGAGCCGCCCACGCCGAGGACCUUUGCCGAAAGAACUUCUCAAAUUUUGAAGAGCGUGUACGUCUGGAACAACCGGAUUAUGGAUUCAUGCUUACAAGGCACCUGGCGAUUGGCGAGCUGCGUCCUCCAAAUGUAACAACCUUCGAGGAAGAUACCGUAUACCAAGUUAUGAAGCAGCAAAUGUUGAAGUUUGUCUCAAAUGUAAAACAUAAAAUCUACAUUGUUAACGCCUUCCCAAGAAUUGAUCAGUCAGCAGUGGUGAAAAUUGCAAAGUGGCUGAAAAAUGGAACAAGCCCGGAGGAAGUUGAUAAACGCCUAUUCACGUGGAAGUAUGCAGAAAUUGAACAGACCCGCUACGAGCUGAUGCGGGAAAGGUACGGUCAACUGGAGAAGGAUUGCAACGGGAAGUGCGUGCUUGUGGACUAUAAGCCGAAAUUCUUCAAUCCACACACUGGGCUCUACAGGAUGUUUGAUGAUCGAGGGUUUUCGUAUUACACCAUGGGUCUGCAUUUUUCACCGCAUGGCAUUGAAUUUGUUAGGCCGAUUUGGAGAGAUAUUUGUAAUUCGUUGUGAUUAAAUCGAAUAAAGAUAACU